AAUUCGAAAAUGUCAAAUUGGAAAUUCAGCAAAGCGAGCCGGUUAGUUUUCGCAUGAAAUUAUAAUUUCAAAUGAACUUUCUUUACAACUAUUAGCUGAAAUACUAAGUUUAAUAUCUGUACAAUAUGUCUGAGGUUGAAAAUAAAGUUGUACCGGUGGAAAGCGAAGAGAAAGACUACGUUGAAGAUGGUAAAAACAAGCUGAUUGUUAAGUGCAAAUUCUGUGGAUCUAAGAUAUUAGACAAGAAAUCAGCGAAGUAUAUCACGUUAGAGAAAGAACUCCCGCUAAUGCAGCAAGACAACAACAGAAAGGAGGGCGAAAUACAAAAUGAGUCCGUAAACGAGUUCUACCAUGUCGAAAACAUGUAUACGUUUGAAAAUAUUGGUUUUACGCACACUGUAGCCAAUUGCAAGUACUUGAGUUGUGCGGACUGUGACGCAGGGCCCGUUGGAUACUACGAUAUGGAAACGAAACAUAGUUACGUAGCUAUAUCUAGGAUUGUACAUGCUUAAACAGAUAGAUAGGAUGACUUGGGAUCAAUGAUUGUACCGUAGUUGAUAUGUUUUGGUUACCGCAGUCAUAAGCCAUGUUUCACCACUUUUGGUUGAGUUUUCAUUAGUGUGAUUGGCAGAUCAUUUGAUAUUAUUCUCAACAAAUUAAUUAUCAAACAAUGUGUCAGUUACGAUAAUUGAAAUUCAAUCAGCAGUGAUGAAACAGACCCUUAGUCAAGUUUACAGAAAAACAAAUGAAUGAGGAUUUCUUAUCAUCCUGAAUUAGUUAUAAAUAAAUCAACUGAUACAUACCAUGCAUUUGUUUUUCAGCUUGACUAAGGAUUGGACUAUUUUAAAAUUACGCAAUUUAAGGAUUAUGGCUGUUAGAACUGAGAGUCUAAGUACAAGUUGGUUUUACAUUUAACAAGAACGAAAUAUUACCAUGUUUAGCCCUUUGAUUGGUUAGUUCAUUGGAGUAGGCCAACCAAAGCUGAAUGUGGUAGCAUUUUGGUCUUGUUACCACUACUACUGGUACUAAUGCCUUGUUCUUACUAUGCUAGCAUUUUAGUCAAGUAGCAAGUAUUUAGUUGUUCUUUUCUCGCUUCGAUUUUAUGACAGAAGCUAGAGAGAGCUACUAAAUACUCGCUACUCAACUAAAUUGCUAGCGUAGUGCGAACAAGGCAUAAGCCCUCUGUACUAAAGUAUCAACUACGGUAAUGGUCUUAUUUGAUUAUCCAAUUCUGUUAAUAUUGAUGAUGACACUCUUUUUAUUUAUAAGAGUAAACCCAAAUCUGACCUUUUUUAAAAAGGAUAUUUAUGAAGCCAAUGCAUAUUAUACAUAUUAUUGUACUAGCAGUUCUCUACAGCUUUGUCAAAAGAAAAAAGUAGUCUAUAUGUAUUGAUAUAGAAUACUUUUUUGUCCAAAAAUCGUAUUGUAACAUCGCAAUUGUCUGUCAGAAGUACAUAUACCAAUAUUCUUAAUAGGUGCUCUGCUUAUAAAAAUAGUAAAGAGUAAAUCAAAUCCAAUACAAAUAGUUACACAGUUUAAAAAAGGCAAUCUUAGAAAACAAUAUUACUCAUAGGCAAGUUCAGUCUAAUACUUAUACCAGUUAUACCAAAAGUUUAGGAAAAUAAAAAAAAUAUAUAGAUAGCUAGAAUGUGUAGUUUAGGAGAAAUUAAAAAAAAAUACUAAUAUAAAAUGUUGUUAUUACCUAUAUACAUACCUAGAAUUCUUUCGGUUAUUAUAAAAAAUACACAUCAAUCUAAGGCCUUAGUACAAGUUUGCUUAACGCUUAACGAGAUUGAAACGAGAGCGCGUUCAGUGCUUUGAUUGGUUGGUUCAUAGAGCCGGCCAAUCAAACCUCUGAAUGCGUUCUUGUUUCAUUUUUGUUAUACGUAAAGCACACUUGUACUAAGGGUACUAUAAUUGAUUCUCCUACUGCUGAGUAAAGACUUGUUCUCACACAGAGAAGGAAUGAGAAUUGACUCCUCUUGUUCAAAGAGUUUAGCUGACAAUAGGUCUAAUCUAUGCUCCAAGUGGAAAAAAUAUAUUUAACCAAAUCUGGUUAUUAAAUCUCCAAAAAAGAUUAUAUUAAAUAUAAACCCAAAACUACACAAUAGUUUACUUUAUUGUAUGUAGAAAUUAGAAAAACAAAAUGAAAUUAUUCAUGUGUAAUAUUUAAAAACUGUGUUACAUAAUUGUUAUGUUUUUUGGCUUAAUUACCUAACUAUUUGUUAGGAACUACUAGUCUAACAUGCUUAUGAGCAGCAAAGUCAAAAUUAAAAUUAUUUAUUUCAAAUAGACCACAUCUGAAUGUCAAAGCAAAUUAAAAGUUACAAUAUUAAAAGAAAAAUGUAUGUCUGUCGGUCAGUGUUCUAGUGCGUAGCAUUCGGUAACCCACGACGUUGGGACGGUCGUGCUGCUAAAUAGCGAGUUCCUCGUCAAAUAAUUACGUGAGUAAGCUGAAAAACAUAAUAAUUAAUUUAGUAUGUCUCACGAAAGUUAAUACAUAUUAUUAUAAACAAAAACUCUAUAUAGGUUCACCCCCUAUUACAUGGGACUUAUAACACAAAUGGUGAAAAGUGGGUGUACAUUGUAUAGCGGCAUUAAGUGCCGUAAUGUGCACCUCUGCCUACCCCUUCGGGGAUCAAAGGCGUGACGUUGCUAACAAAAACUCGAGUUAUAAAACUUUUAUCAUAUCAAUUUGCUCAUUACAAUAAUCAUUCCUUGCUUUUCAACAAAGAUUUUUAUUUUUUAAAUAUUGUAUGAAAUGCUAUAGAAAUAGAACUUAUGUAAAUGUGAGCUUAACUAUGAAAUGUGUUAUGUAAAAUAUAUCUAUGUAUAGUGUGUCUAUGUAUUUAUAUUUUAUAUUUUUUUUACUGUAAUAAAAUGCUUUGUUUUGAAUGUA
Spodoptera frugiperda (fall armyworm) is the source of this 2899-nucleotide messenger RNA. It is a transcript of the gene strat, whose product is annotated as guanine nucleotide exchange factor MSS4 homolog. Gene Ontology annotation, cellular component: cytosol; membrane. Gene Ontology annotation, molecular function: guanyl-nucleotide exchange factor activity; zinc ion binding. Bases 126 to 512 code for a protein of 128 amino acids. NCBI's taxonomy places the organism in Eukaryota, Metazoa, Arthropoda, Insecta, Lepidoptera, Noctuidae. The record is from RefSeq and is a predicted model, not a curated record. Gene Ontology annotation, biological process: small GTPase-mediated signal transduction; post-Golgi vesicle-mediated transport. The transcript has 2 exons.